This is a messenger RNA of Labrus bergylta (ballan wrasse), 2038 nucleotides long. Its product is annotated as solute carrier family 22 member 2. Gene Ontology annotation, biological process: transmembrane transport. Gene Ontology annotation, cellular component: membrane. Lineage: Eukaryota; Metazoa; Chordata; Actinopteri; Labriformes; Labridae. The record is from RefSeq and is a predicted model, not a curated record.
CUGCCUUCCUCUGUUUAACUCCAUCAAACAGUAACGUGUUUUCAGCUCCACUGCAGAUUUAACUAUUUAGAAGAGGGGAUUUUUUUUUUUUUUUUCUUGGACUUUAGCGUCAGAUUGACUUACAUUGUGAAGAGGAGAGUGAAGAGUAUCAUAAACUCUACCACUUCAAUCUGUGCUUUGCUGAAGAGCACAGACUUUGACUUCAUACAGUAGAUCAAAAACUUGGAUACACUUUGUGAUGGCGACCUUUGAUGAUCUCUUGGAAGAUGCAGGGACUUUCGGCCGCUGUCAGAAGCGUAUCUUCGCCUUGCUCUGCAUUGUUUCCUUCCCGUUUUCAGGUGUAUACCUGGGUAUCGUCUUCCAGGGCUACACCCCGGAUCACUGGUGUCGAAGCUCUGCGGUGGUGGAGAGGAGGCAGGAGUGUGGCUGGAGCCUGGCACACGGUCGCAGGCUGACACUGCCUCUGGUCAACAGCUCUGGAGAGCAGCAGCAGAGCAGCUGUGAGCAGUACGACGUGGACUGGAACACAACGAAGCUCACCUGCCUCACACAGGAACUGAACCUGACCAACCUUCCUGUUACCUCAUGCAAGGAUGGCUGGGAGUAUCAGUAUGAAGGCAGAAAGUCCUUUGUCACAGAGUUUAACCUGGUGUGUAAAGAUGCAUGGUUGGUGGACAUGUACCAGUCCACUCUCAAUAUGGGUUUCCUCAUUGGCAGCUUUGCUUUUGGAUAUUUUGCUGACAGGUUCGGCAGGAAGAUCAGCUUCUUGAUAUCCAACAUAUUAAAUUUUGUCGCUGGGAUUGUUCUGGCUGUGGCUCCAAACUACGUCUCCAUCCUCGUGAUGAGGAUCAUCUUCGCAUUUGGGGUCAAAGGAGGCUGGAUGGCUUCAUACGUGCUGCUCACAGAGAUCGUUGGGGUGGAGUACAGACGGACGGUGGGCAUCUUAUUUCAGAUGUUCUUCAGUGUUGGAAACAUCAUCCUCCCUCUGCUCGCCUACUUCAUCACUGACUGGCGUUGGCUACAAGUCAUCAUCUCUGCGCCCUACAUCUUUUUCCUGUCCUACUACUGGUUAAUUCCAGAGUCUCCAAGGUGGCUCAUUUCUCAGAAAAACACCUCUAAAGCUUUGGAGAUCACUGAAGCGAUAGCCAAAGAGAACAAGAUAAAACUCUCCAAGACUUUUGAGACACUGACUGAGGAUGAAGGUGACUCCCCCUCUGCUUCUCUAAUGGACCUGGUCAAAACUCCAAACAUGAGAAAACACACUUUCAUCCUUAUGUUCAACUGGUUCACCAGUGCUGUGGUGUAUCAGGGUCUAAUCAUGCGUGUGGGGAUAGCAGGAGGAAAUGUCUACAUCGACUUCCUCAUCUCAGGACUGGUGGAGUUCCCCGCUGCCUUCCUCAUCCUCUUAACCAUCGAACGAAUUGGUCGACGCCUUCCCUUCGCCUGCGCAAAUAUCGUAGCCGGAGCGUCCUGUUUCAUCACCGCCUUUAUCCCUGACAGUAUGUUCUGGUUUAAGACGGUGGUGGCCUGCAUCGGUCGGCUCGGGAUCACCAUGGCCUUUGAGAUGGUCGUGUUUGUUAACACUGAGCUCUACCCAACCUUUGUCAGGAACCUGGGAGUGUCAGUUUGUUCGACUCUCUGUGAUGUUGGAGGCAUCGUAGCUCCGUUCCUGCUCUACAGACUGGCUGUCAUCUGGCUGGAGCUGCCACUUAUCAUCUUCGGAGCGGUCGCGUUCAUCGCUGGAGGUUUGGUGUUGUUGCUGCCUGAAACCAGAGGAGUGCCUCUCCCAGACACCAUAGAUGAUAUUGAGUUUCCUAACAGGAAAAAAGAGGAUGUUGUGGAGAAGCAACAAAAGACGAAACUCCUAAACUCUGAGCUGACAAACAACAAAGAAACAACGACUGUGUGACUGUCUUUGUGUGCAUGCGUGUGUGUAGUAGACUUUCAUCACUGGGGGAUACUGUACUGUAUAUGGCCCUCUGUAAAAAGUAAGAAGUGUUUUUAAUAUAUAUUUUCCAUAAAGCAUGACUUCCCCGUU